CAGGAACGGAAGCGGAAGUGGCGGCGGCGCCGGCCUGGCCUGGCCUGGCUGAGGGGAGGCGGCGGGCGGGCGCGAUGGCGGAGGCCGGGCCACAGGCGCCGCCGCCCCCAGGCACCCCAAGCCGGCACGAGAAGAGCUUGGGACUUCUCACUACCAAGUUCGUGUCGCUUCUGCAGGAAGCCAAGGACGGCGUGCUUGACCUCAAGCUGGCAGCUGACACCCUAGCUGUGCGCCAGAAGCGACGGAUUUAUGACAUUACUAACGUGCUGGAAGGUAUCGGGCUGAUCGAGAAAAAAUCCAAGAAUAGCAUCCAGUGGAAGGGUGUGGGGCCUGGCUGCAAUACACGGGAAAUUGCGGACAAGUUGAUUGAGCUCAAGGCAGAGAUCGAGGAGCUGCAGCAGCGGGAGCAAGAACUAGACCAACACAAGGUGUGGGUGCAGCAGAGCAUCCGGAACGUCACAGAGGACGUGCAGAACAGCUGCUUGGCCUACGUGACUCAUGAGGACAUCUGCAGAUGCUUUGCUGGAGACACCCUCCUGGCCAUCCGGGCCCCAUCAGGCACCAGCCUGGAGGUGCCCAUUCCAGAGGGCCUCAAUGGGCAGAAGAAGUACCAGAUUCACCUGAAGAGUGUAAGUGGUCCCAUCGAGGUGCUGCUGGUGAACAAGGAGGCAUGGAGCUCACCACCCGUGGCGGUGCCUGUGCCGCCACCUGAAGAUCUGCUCCAGAGCCCACCUGCUGUCUCUACCCCUCCCCCUCUGCCCAAGCCUGCCCUGGCCCAGCCCCAGGAUGCCUCACGGCCAAGCAGUCCCCAGGUGACCACCCCAACCCCUUCCUCCGGCAGCACUGAGGCCCAGGGGGUGGCCGGUCCAGCAGCUGAGAUCACAGUGAGUGGUGGCCCUGGAACUGAUAGCAAGGACAGUGGUGAGCUGGGCUCCCUCCCACUGGGCCCGACAGCGCUGGAUACCCGGCCGCUGCAGUCCUCUGCCCUGUUGGACAGCAGCAGCAGCAGCAGCAGCAGCAAUAGCAGUUCAUCCGGACCCAACCCUUCUACCUCCUUUGAGCCCAUCAAGGCAGACCCCACAGGCGUCCUGGAACUCCCCAAAGAGCUGUCAGAAAUCUUUGAUCCCACGCGAGAGUGCAUGAACUCAGAGCUCUUGGAGGAGCUGAUGUCCUCAGAAGUGUUUGCACCCCUCCUCCGCCUUUCUCCACCCCCUGGAGACCACGAUUACAUCUACAACCUGGACGAGAGUGAAGGUGUCUGUGACCUCUUUGAUGUGCCUGUUCUCAACCUCUGACUGACAAGGGCAUGCCCUUUGUGGCUGGGACACAGACUGUCUGACCUGGGGGCUGCCUGGGGACCUCCCCGACCCCAUCCCUACACAGCUUGAGAGCCACAGACUCCUGGCUUCCCCAGACUUCCCUCACUGCACAGUUCUGGCCACAAGUCCUACUCCUGCACCAACACCUGUACGGUGCUGGCAGAGCAGGGACAAGGGGCUUAGCCCACUCCACGUGGAGCCAAAGUGUUUGCCUCUCCUGUUUUGGAGCCUUUCCCUACCUAGUACCCUCCCUGGGCCCUCCCAGAGUUGAGGCUCAGCUGCCACCCAGUGGCACAGAACCGAGGACCCUCCAUCACCCUCAUAGGGCAGCUUGUCCAGCCCCACUGUCCGGUACCUGUCAGCCCCUGUCGCCUCCAGGAGGAAGCAUGGGGUGGGGCUGGGUACUUGCCAGCACCACCCAGCCUCCUUCGCUUCUGCCCACACGCAGUCAUACAGCUCUCCUGGUCCUCUCGUGUGCCCCCUUCUGCUGGGCCCCUGGCCCUGAGGACCUGUAGGUGGUGGUAGGGCUGCCAACAGGAAGGAGCGGAGAGCUCUAGCUGGGAAUCUGGGCGAGUGAGUCCCUGAGGAUUGGCCGAAUCUCCGUCUGCCCCCAGCCACCCUCUUGUUUAUUCAUUUACCCUGUUAGAGCCAUUUGCAGAGAUUUAGAAAGAUUUGCAGUAACAAAUGGAUUCCUAUAUAAAGAUUAUUUUUAUACUUUUUGCAGCAAAAGGAAAUUGUAAUAUUUGUACAGUGUCCAAGUGAAUAAAGACCGUGCCUAAGGCUA
Messenger RNA from Phacochoerus africanus (Common warthog), 2103 nucleotides. RefSeq names its product E2F transcription factor 4 (gene E2F4). NCBI's taxonomy places the organism in Eukaryota, Metazoa, Chordata, Mammalia, Artiodactyla, Suidae. Gene Ontology annotation, molecular function: protein dimerization activity; DNA-binding transcription factor activity, RNA polymerase II-specific; RNA polymerase II cis-regulatory region sequence-specific DNA binding. Gene Ontology annotation, cellular component: RNA polymerase II transcription regulator complex. The record is from RefSeq and is a predicted model, not a curated record. Gene Ontology annotation, biological process: regulation of transcription by RNA polymerase II. The transcript has 10 exons. Bases 75 to 1295 code for a protein of 406 amino acids.